AUGGCAAUGAAUAGAAAGGAUUGGGAGUCUCGUGGCAGAGCAGAAGUUCCGAGAGAUGCAUUAUGGGGUCCUUCAGCCAAAAAUAGCCGCUCAAAUCCCCAUAACAUACUUCCAACUAGGAUAACUGGCGCACUUACUCAGGAGCAAAUAGUUGCAUACCAAGUCAUGUUUAGGAUUCAAGAAAUCACCUCAAAGCUCAGGAUGAAUGUUCUUAACCCACCUGCAAAGCGUAGCCGGUCACCAUCUCCUCCCCCGGUUUAUGAUGCGCGGGGAAGAAGAACAAACACAAGGGAACAGCGCUACAAGCGGAAGCUUGAGGAGGAAAGACACAGGCUGGUGGAGAUAGCACUCAAGAUGAUACCACACUUUGUAGCUCCCGAUGAUUACAAGAGACCAACAAAAUUUCAAGACAAGUACUAUAUUCCAAUUCAGAAGUAUCCAGAGAUCAACUUCAUGGGACUCUUGCUCGGUCCUAGAGGCAACACACUCAGAAAACUUCAAGAAGAGUCGGGCUGCAAAAUUGCAAUAAGAGGACAAGGAUCUGUGAAAGAAGGUAAGAACGCAUCGGAACUUCCAAAAGGUGCAAUGAAUUUUGAAGAGCCGCUACACUGUAUAAUAAGCGCAGAAAGCGAGGAAAAGAUACAAAAGGGAAUAAAAGCAUGCGAAGGCGUUGUGAUUCGAGCUGUAACUUCUCCUGAGGGCCAGAAUGAGCUAAAAAGAGGUCAAUUGAGAGAACUGGCAGAGCUAAAUGGUACAUUGCGAGAAGAUAGUAGGCCUUGUCCUAUAUGUGGGCUGAGAGGACACAAACGAUUUGAGUGUCCCAAUAGAACAACCUUUAGCCAACAAAUCGUUUGCCAAAGAUGUUACCAACCAGGACACGCAACAAGGGAUUGUACAUUUUCGAGGCCCGACAGAGGCUACCAGAGAGACGUUAGCAGCCCUGCCAUGAUAUAUCAGAGAAAUGCGGAUAUUGGUAGCAAGCGAGCUUAUAGGCAAGAUGAUGAUGAUGAUGAUGAUGAGUCCAUGAACCCUUGGAAACGACGUAACCAAGGACUUAAUGAUCGCAACACUGAUUUCGAACAAACCCCUGUUUCUUCAUCCUACAGAUCAAGACAAUAUCGCGACUCUCAUUCUAUUGAUAAUGCAGAACACGAGUACGAGAAAUCGAGAGUGCCAUACCAAGGCCCUCCUGGACUUAAUAAUUUCACUUCUCCCCAAAAUUCUCUAUCACGAUCCCCCCCCAAGCAUGAAUUACAAGGUCCUCACAAAUUUUCAAAUGGAUCGUCAGAUACAGCUGCUGCUUUCGCUAGUGAUAGGGCUAUACCACCUAAAGAACACACGGUUUCAGAGGAUGCUGCCAAUAGUGCCAAUGCUGACCAAUCUGGGGCUUCAGUUGGGGACAUCACGGUUCCUCAGGAUGACGCUACAAAUAACGGCUCAGAAGUCACAUUCGCGCCACCUGGCAUGUAUACGGCUCCCAUAGUGAAUGCUCCACCAGGCUUGAACACACUGGCUCCUCCUGCGCAACUUUUCGACAAUGUCGAAGGCGACAAUGAUCGUCCUUUGGCGGGACCACCAGGAUUGACGGGUCCUCCGGGUUUAUAA
Molecule: messenger RNA, 1605 nt
Organism: Lachancea thermotolerans CBS 6340
Lineage: Eukaryota; Fungi; Ascomycota; Saccharomycetes; Saccharomycetales; Saccharomycetaceae
Gene: MSL5
Product: mRNA splicing protein MSL5
Exons: 1
Coding region: 1-1605 (534 amino acids)
Biological process (GO): regulation of mRNA splicing, via spliceosome
Cellular component (GO): nucleus
Molecular function (GO): zinc ion binding; mRNA binding
Source: RefSeq, a predicted model, not a curated record